This is a messenger RNA of Ceutorhynchus assimilis (cabbage seed weevil), 1457 nucleotides long. The record is from the annotation of a GenBank genome assembly. NCBI's taxonomy places the organism in Eukaryota, Metazoa, Arthropoda, Insecta, Coleoptera, Curculionidae.
CGGCGACCGACCGGUCAAACGCUUGAAAACUUCUAAUGUCCGCGGGUUCACCCAUUCGUACCUCGUAACGUCACAAAAAAUAGCUUAGCGAUUUCGUGUGACGUCAAAUUUGAAGGAGUUAGGGAAAUUUUCCUGGAUAAAUUACAAGAUGCGCUUUACGGACAAGUUCCGUAAAAAACUGAACGUCAUGUUGCAGUUUUUCGUGCUCAGCGCGUUUUCCAUCAACGAAUCUGCGGCUGCCAGGCGACCUAUUGUCAAUGGAACCUGGAUUCGUAUGGGUAUGAUCAUCGACGAAAUGAUGCAGAGCGACCAAGGCCCGCCGUCGUGCAAAGCCUUGCCAGGCCUGAGCCCGGGCCAAACGAAGCUUUGCCAGCUCUACAUCGACCACAUGAACGCGGUAGCCUUGGGCGCCAAGCAAUCCUUGAACGAGUGCACGCACCAGUUCCAGAACAGACGAUGGAACUGUUCCAUAUUGGACGACGUCAACGUUUUCGGACCGGUUAUUACUAUAGCUAGUCGGGAAACGGCUUUCGCGCACGCCUUGGCAGCCGCAGGAGUGUCGCAUUCGAUCUCGAGGGCUUGCAGGGACGGUCAGCUGGCCUCGUGCGGAUGUUCCCGCACCGAUCGACCCAAGGAUUUGAAAAAGGCAUGGGUUUGGGGUGGAUGCGGGGAUAAUUUGCAGUACGGUUACAAAUUCACUCAGAAUUUCAUCGAUGUUCGAGAAAAAGAGCGAAAAUUCAAACGAGGUUCAAGAGACCAGGGACGGGCACUGAUGAAUUUGCAUAAUAACGAAGCUGGAAGGAGAGCAGUAAUAAGAAAAACCAAAGUAACCUGCAAAUGUCACGGCGUGUCCGGAUCCUGUUCCCUGAUCACUUGCUGGCAACAACUGGCUAAUUUCAGAGAAAUUGGUGAUUAUCUACGUGACAAAUACGACGGCGCCACCGAAGUGCGCGUAAACAAACGCGGCCGCCUUCAAUUGAAAGACCCCCACAUCACCAUCCCCACCGCUGACGAUAUGGUUUAUCUGGAAGAUUCUCCGGAUUAUUGCGUCAGAAAUGACGUGACCGGUUCGCUGGGUACUCAAGGUAGGCCGUGCAACCGGACCAGCGCCGAUAUCGACGGUUGCAAUAUUUUGUGCUGCGGCCGAGGCUACAACACGCUGAAAACUGUCAUCAAGGAGAGAUGUCAGUGCAAAUUUAAGUGGUGCUGUGAGGUCCAGUGCAAGACUUGCGUGAAGUCUUUGGAUACGCAUACUUGCAAAUAAAUGUCGUCUAUAUUGGUACAAAAUGAGUACUGAGAAAUUAUUUAUUUAUUAAUUUAAAUGUAGUUUUAUACAUAUUUAUAUUUGUAAAUUGCAUAUAAUUGUAGGAUUUUUAUGGUGUACUUAAAUUUAGAACUGAUAUAAUCAUUUUUUAUUGUUGGUGUUUUAUUUUCCGAUCGUUCAAAAUAUACUGUUG